This is a messenger RNA of Drosophila rhopaloa, 770 nucleotides long. RefSeq names its product ribosomal protein 63, mitochondrial. Gene Ontology annotation, molecular function: structural constituent of ribosome. The coding region runs from base 120 to 440 and encodes 106 amino acids. Gene Ontology annotation, cellular component: mitochondrial ribosome. The record is from RefSeq and is a predicted model, not a curated record. The transcript is spliced from 2 exons. Gene Ontology annotation, biological process: mitochondrial translation. NCBI's taxonomy places the organism in Eukaryota, Metazoa, Arthropoda, Insecta, Diptera, Drosophilidae.
CGCAGUGUUUACUUUGGUAUUUCGCCGAACCACGGUCACUCUUGGCCAAUCUUGUGCAACUCCGAAUUAAAUAAAUAGCCGAGAUUUAUUGUAUUGUUUUUACGAAAUAAGAGAAUAAAAUGCAUCUGACGCUAAUUAACCUGUUUAAGAAGACCGUGCCGGGUCACAUAUUCCGUGGCAAGCGGCGCCUGGUAAAGCCGGUCAGCCAGCGGGCGAUGGACACGCUGACCCGAGAGUACGAGCGCCAGGAGCAGGUGAUGCUGCUCCUCCGGCAUCCCUAUCUGACCCUGGAACAGUCCGCCGGACACGCAAAGGAGCUGCAGAAGCGCGAGAAACUGGUGGCCAAGUGGACGGACGAGCAGACGCUGCGUAAGAUGAAGCCGCACGUGACCAUCGAGGAACGGCUGAACCAGCUGAAGAUCAAGGAAGCUUGGGACUAGCUUCUGCUCCGCUCGUUGAACCCGCGUUACUUGUUAAAUAAAUAUAGAUUUUAUAUAAAUUAUGUAAUGUCCACUGGAUAAGUGCAUGUCAGCCCGUCACUUGGUGAACACCCUGAUUUAGAUUGUCUCUAUCUUUUCAUUAGCUUAAGUAUUCUCCAUGAAAGCCUUUACAUACAUUUUGAUUCAGAUUUUCUAUAUCUUUCGCUAUAAUCUGUAAAGAUUGACUUUUAAGCCUCGUCACUUAGUGGUCGCCCUGAUUCAUCUGAGUAUCUUGGUAUACUUCAAACUUUCUACUUGCAUUAAUCAGAAUAUAUAUUCUUCAACACCAGA